GACAAAAAAAAAGCAACACUCAUUUGUAGCUAUUCAGAGCCUCAAUUAUUUCCUCAGACUCUCUUGAGCUCUCUCCAGCCAUGGCUGAUCUGAAAGACAAAACCUCCUCAAUUUCGGGCCACUCCGGUCGUCCUCCGAUGGUCAACCCUAAACGGAACAACUAUGCUUUCGUCGUUGCAAUCAUGGCUUCCAUGGCUUCCGUCUUACUCGGCUACGAUAUUGGUGUAAUGAGUGGAGCCGCGAUUUUCAUUCAAAAGGAUUUUAGAAUCUCCGACGUGGAGGUGGAAAUUCUCGUUGGGAUUAUAAGUCUUUACUCUAUUAUAGGCUCGGUUGCAGCCGGCAGAACCUCCGAUUGGAUCGGCCGCCGUUACACCAUGGGCCUUGCCGCCGCAUUCUUCUUCGUUGGAGCUGUUCUUAUGGGGUUGGCUACCAACUAUGCAUUUCUCAUGUUUGGCCGGUUCUUUGCCGGUGUCGGUACCGGGUUUGCCGGAUUGAUUGCUCCUGUUUAUACGGCUGAGAUUUCUCCGGCAGCAUCUCGCGGUUGCUUUACCUCAUUUCCGGAGAUUUUCAUUAAUGUGGGGAUAUUGCUGGGUUAUGUUUCGAAUUUUGCAUUCUCCAAGCUGCCAACUCACUUGGGUUGGCGAUUCAUGCUAGGAGUUGGCGUAAUUCCUUCGGCCUUAUUAGUAAUAAUCGUCCUAAUAAUGCCAGAAUCACCACGUUGGCUUGUAAUGAAAGGCCGAAUUUCCGAAGCCAAACGAGUCCUCGACAAAACAUCGGUCUCCAUCGAAGAAUCUCAACAAAGACUCGCCGACAUCAAAAUUGCCGCCGGUACAGACGACGACGACGCCGUAAACCGCCACACCAACCGCAAAAACGUCUGGAAAGAACUCUUCAUCCAUCCGACCCCAUCCGUCCGCCAUAUCUUGAUCGCCGCUCUCGGACUUCAUUUCUUCCAACAAGCCUCCGGUAGCGACAGCGUCGUUCUUUACAGCCCAAGAAUCUUCGAGAAGGCCGGAAUCACCUCCUCUGAUCACAAAUUACUCGCCACUGUCGCCGUUGGAAUCGUCAAAACCGUCUUCAUUUUAGUUGCUACGUUCCUCCUUGAUCGAGUCGGACGACGGCCGUUGAUCCUCACUAGCGUUGCUGGCCAAACGGUUUCUCUUGCUACCCUAGGAUUCAGUCUGACAAUCAUCAAUAACUCGGACGUGAAACUGAAGUGGGCUGUAGUCCUAUGUAUAGCUAUGGUACUCUCCAAUGUGGCAUUUUUCUCAAUAGGUUUGGGUCCCAUGUCGCCCGUUUACACGUCAGAGAUAUUUCCUUUACGAUUACGUGCUUUAGGAGUGAGUAUAGCUGUAACCUUAAAUAGAGUCAUAAGUGGAGUUGUCGCAAUGACGUUUUUAUCUCUGUACCAUGCGCUUACCAUUGGUGGCGCAUUUUUCCUCUACGCGGGGAUUGCAGCGGUGGGUUGGGUAUUUUUCUUCAUCGUCUUUCCGGAGACGAGAGGUCAUAAUUUGGAGGAUAUCGAAGGGCUUUUUGGUAAACUUCCUUGGAGAUCAAAGAAAAACAAGGGUAUACCCAUGGAAGUGGAACUAGAAGGAUGAAGGAUGGGAAUUGGGGAUGGCUCAUUCAGUCGGUCUAAAUUAAAAUUUGAAUUUGUUUCCAUUAGACUUCCCAUGAUAAUAUUAUAAUUAGUCUAAUUAUAUGUUACAUCAAAUUGAUUUUGUUGAAUUUUCUUUAAUAGACAUGUGGUUUCUUAUUAUUGAUA
This is a messenger RNA of Benincasa hispida (wax gourd), 1765 nucleotides long. RefSeq names its product polyol transporter 5-like. Gene Ontology annotation, cellular component: membrane. Gene Ontology annotation, molecular function: carbohydrate transmembrane transporter activity. The record is from RefSeq and is a predicted model, not a curated record. Lineage: Eukaryota; Viridiplantae; Streptophyta; Magnoliopsida; Cucurbitales; Cucurbitaceae. Gene Ontology annotation, biological process: transmembrane transport.